AUGGGUGGGCGCCAGAGCAAGCCUGAUGAAGCACCGGCGCCAUCCAGCUUGCAGGAGCUGGGAGAGGAUGCUGCGACGAAUCUGGAUCAAAAGAUCGAGGAAAUCGGGGUGAAGAUUCAGAAGGCAGAAGAGGAGGCGCGGCAGUGGGUGGCACAGCAGAGUACCAACCCAACCGCAAAAGCACGUGCCAUGCAAGCUUUGAAGCGGAAGAAGCUUUAUGAGCAGCAGCGAGAUCAGCUCGUGAAUACUCAAUUCAAUGUUGAGAACCUUGCCUUUCAGCAAGACCAGGCUGAGAUUACGGCACAAACCGUGCUGGCCAUGAAGAAGGCAACUGAGCAGCUCAAGGACCAACAGAAAAGGAUGGGAGUUGAAGAUGUCGACAAGCUCACUGAUGACAUGGCAGACAUCCAGGCUGAAAUGAAGGACAUCCAAGCUGCCCUGGCUGCUCCAUCAGCACUGGGUGCGACCGGUGAAGAUGAAGCAGAGGCAGAGCUGCAGGCUCUUUAUGCACAGCAGUCGCAGAAGGAAGCAGAGGAG
Molecule: messenger RNA, 537 nt
Organism: Durusdinium trenchii
Lineage: Eukaryota; Dinophyceae; Suessiales; Symbiodiniaceae
Source: the annotation of a GenBank genome assembly